AUGCUCAACGUUUGUUUCCGCACCGUCUCCCCCAGUCCAGAGACUCGUAGAAAUGUAAUCAGCAGAAUACACAAUACUUCUAGACUCACCCAAGGCGAGCGGUUGCCCCAAAACCCUCGAAUUCAACAAAUUAAUCAUCAACACACACGGUACGAGCAACGAUGUGUUCUCUGCGGCCGACGAGCCAACGAAAAAAAAAAGAGAGAGGGAUAUCAAGGUGACAAAACAAGAUUCAAAACAUACAGCAGCAGGGAUUCCCACGUGGUCACCCACCGUAGUACUAAUCUGCCGUUCAACUGCUUAUGUAUGGCAGAGCGGACGGGAUGCCCAGUUUUCAGCUGA
Messenger RNA from Aureobasidium pullulans EXF-150, 342 nucleotides. RefSeq lists its product as uncharacterized. Bases 1 to 342 code for a protein of 113 amino acids. The record is from RefSeq and is a predicted model, not a curated record. NCBI's taxonomy places the organism in Eukaryota, Fungi, Ascomycota, Dothideomycetes, Dothideales, Saccotheciaceae. The transcript has a single exon.